AUGGUCGUUUUUGGCGGGCUUGUUUUAGCAAUCGGCAUUCUUUUGUCUGGGGUAUUUAUUGUCUGGAAAUUAUAUAAUAAGUCAGCUAAAAAAGGUGGACAGCGCCCCCACGUACAUCCAGCUGCUACUGGCAGACUGCGUCGUCGCAUUGGAAAUGUAGGUGGACAGCGCCGUUUGGCUGCUCGGAUGAGAGAUGCUUCAGAAUCUGAGGAGGACGAUAGGCGUGUUAGAAAUGUCAUGGAAAAUGUAGACAUCCAGCCUUCAGAUAUAGAUCAUCCAAAAGAAAGUUCAAAGAAAAUUGGCUCCAAAAAAGCCGCCAAGUUAGCUGAAAAGGAACGUCGAAAGGAAGAGCGAGAAGCUGAGGAGCGUUACAGAGAGCACCAAAGGAAAAUCGAAGAUAUGGAAAUUGAAAAACGUAAGAAAACAGAAGAAGCGGAAGAAAAAGCUGCAGCAGCGGCAGCUGCUGCUGAAGCUAAACGUCGUGAAGAAGAAGCAGCUCGUGAACAAGCUGAAUACGAGCGCUUAAAACAAGAGUUUAUUAUUGAGGAAGAAGGAGUGGAUGUACAACAACAAGAUGACAAAGCAAAAGCAAUGAUUAAUGCACAAAUUAUUGCAGCUAUUGAAGAAGCAAAAAUUAUUCCAGUCGAACAUUUGGCAAUCAAUUUAAAUUUGAAGACGGAGGUUUGUAUAGAAAAGGUCAAAGCACUUAUGUCUUCUGGUCGGUUAACUGGGGUAUUGGAUGAUCGAGGCAAAGUUAUUCAUAUUACAAAUGAUGAAUAUGAAGCCGUUGCUCAGUAUAUUGAGAAAUGUGGUCGUGUCACUUUAUCAGAAUUAGUUGAGAAUGGGCAUAAGUUAAUUAGAACUGGGCCAAAUACUUCAAGAGGAUAA
Schistosoma spindalis is the source of this 888-nucleotide messenger RNA. Lineage: Eukaryota; Metazoa; Platyhelminthes; Trematoda; Strigeidida; Schistosomatidae. The record is from the annotation of a GenBank genome assembly.